CAAGGCUAUAACGGGAGAGGAUAUUUUGCCUUCGUGACAGAUGGUGGCGUGGUGGUGUGAUGGGUGGGUGCGUGUGUGCAGCGAGACCACCGCGGUGUCAACGGGAGUGGUGGCCCCUUUUGAACGAGGGCGCUGCGUUUGCGCUUUAAAGAUGAUCGAGGCGAUGGCACGCGCCGCAGUGCGAGCAGCAAGAAUUCUGAGGCCGAGGCGAACUCAUCACGUCAGGUGUGGGAAUGUAAGGAGCCUGCACAUUUCAAGAACUUGUUCAAGAAGCUGUCGGGAUAAUUUUUCCGACAAGGAUAAAGUGACCGGCGAUGGAAUAUGUAUGAAGGCGGUCGCUGCGCAGAAUGCGCAGCUCAACCUCCGAUCGGAGGUAUCGCCCGAGAUGCGACGCUGGGCGUACGAGUGCUGCCGGGAAUAUCUCGCUGGGACGUGGAAACACAUCAGCGAGGAUGACUUCAUCAUCAGCGUUGUCACUGGUGGAUUGAGUAACCUGCUGUACACGUGCAUACUGCGUUCUGAUGUGCCAAGCAUGGGAGGGGAGCCACGGCAAGUCCUCCUGCGCAUGUACGGAGCCAUUCUGCAGGAUCCUCGUUCGCUUGUGUUGGAGAGUGUAAUGUUUGCCACGUUGGCCGAAAGGAAGCUGGGACCUGCACUGUACGGGGUCUUUCCAGAGGGCCGGCUGGAAGAGUUCAUACCGAGUAAGCGACUCAGCUGCGUGGACCUGAGGGACCCCGACUUAUCAGCACUGAUUGCGUGCAAGAUGGCACAGUUCCAUUCUAUGAAAGUGCCCCUCAACAAGGAGCCCAAGUGGCUGUAUGAGAGCAUAGAAAGGUACCUCAAGCAGGUUAUGCAACUGGAUUUCUCGGAGAGCUCCAAAAGGAUGAAAUAUGACGACCUACUUGCCUGUGACUUGCCAAAUGAGCUACAAAGAUUAAGAGAUAUUCUCAACGCUACACCAUCCCCAGUUGUGUUUUGCCACAACGACUGUCAGGAAGGAAAUAUUCUGCUCCUGGACGAAAGCUCUGAGAAAAGCAAGAAGCUUAUGAUCAUCGACUUUGAAUACUGCAGCUAUAACUACAGGGGAUUCGACAUUGGGAACCACUUCUGUGAGUGGAUAUAUGACUACGCCUGUGACACUUGGCCCUAUUUCCAUUCAGAUGCGAAGCGGUACCCAACUCUUGAUCAGCAGACUCAUUUCCUAAGGAACUACAUCAUGGAGAACCAGGGGAGAGAACACAACAUUUCUGCAGCGCAAUCUGACAAGCAUGUAGCACAGAUGCUGUUUGAAGUGAAUCGGUUCGCUCUGGCAUCACAUUUCUACUGGGGCCUCUGGGCAAUCCUUCAGGCCAAGAUGUCGUCCAUCUCCUUUGGUUACUUGGAGUAUGCCCAAGAUCGAUUCAAGAUGUACUUCGCACAGAAGCGGAACAUGGAAGGCUAGUGUGUUUUAUGAAGAAACGGCACUGUGUUAUAAAUGUAUACUUGUAAUGGGCAUUAUGUCAGUGUAAAUAAAUGUUAAAUGGACAUUUCUUUUUUUUAGUUUUCCCUUAUCGCAAUCAUAGCCCGAAUCCAACAUUUUACUUGCCCUAGAAAAAUGCUUGCCAGUUCACUGCUGGAUGAAGGCCUCCCCAAGUUGUGUAGAUGGGGGGGGGGGGAGGGAGGGGUGCAGUAGUUUAUGCACUGCAAUAUGAACCUCACCACCUGAGUUACAUUUAUGGAAAUGGUUAAAGGCUAAUAUCAAUGUUGAGCAAUAUCUGAACAAAUCUGCAACCUGCAAUGACCAGCAUGGUGCAGUAUGGUCAACAACCUGCAUGAUUGACAUGGUGUGGGGAGGCUUGCAUCCAGGAGUGGAUUUACAAGAGAUAGUGCAUUAUAAAUGAAAGACGAAUAGUCAUUUUUAUUUCGGUCUAUCGUACAAUAUUGUAUACCAAUGAUCAAGCUGCAAUUACAUGUUAAAAUAUCUAUAUAUCUAUAGUGUAUUCCUAUUAAUAGCUUUUAUAGAAAGGUUAAAAAACAAUGUGUUUUUUAUGUUUGGCAUGUCCAAAAUGCUACUAAUUACAGUUCGUAGAUCAGACCAGUCCUUUGGAAUAUGUAUUAUUUGGAAUUUGGGAAGCUGUACAGUUAUUUGCACACUAAAUGUGUUGGUGAGUAACACCAUUCUUGCACGUGUUGUUUAAGAAUGGCUGACAUAUACUCAACCGUACUUGUUGCUUGAACACAAUGAAAGAGCAUUUACAGCUCUCGUUCUCUGAUGUGUUUUCGGUCAGUACCGCGAGUUGUUCGGCAAAAUGUACGACGUUCCACUCUUUGUGCUGCCAGCAUCUUCGGGAAGUGAAAUGGAGGGCAUCGUGGCGAACAAACACACAGUAUAAACCCUAAAGCACAUCAGAUAACUAUGUAGCACAACCACGGACACAUGCAGUCUCAUUUACAUUUGUUUCAACAAACUAUUCACAGUGGAGAGGCUUUAUCCAGUAGUGCAUUAACAAAAGCAUCUAUUUUAUAAAGAAAUUACGUAGAGUGAUCAUAAUCCUUUUAUAACCUGAAUCUCUCUUUAAAAGGUUGUAUAUACUGUAAAUGAUAAAGGUGCUCUUACAUGUAAAGAAUUAUUCCAAAGAGUGUAUUUUAUAUAACAAGAACGUAAAAAAUAUCCUUUAUGGGUGUCAUGGCCAAAAUGUCUAUUAUUGCUCAUAGAUAAGAAAGAGCAGCCCUAUGGGAUCUGUUAUUUACAAUCUGAAAACUGUACAGCCAAUUAUGUUGGUUAGUUAUGCUCAAUUUUGCACGUCUUGUUUAACAAUAGAUACUAUCUGCUCAAUGAUAGCUGCUGCUUCGAUCACAAAUAAUCUCAACUAUUUUACAUUUGCUUAACACACUGACUUAAAAUAACCAUCAACAUUUACCCUACAAUACAACGUUGUAUAUCUGACUUGCUGGAGACUGUGGAAAGGUAAAAUACUAUAAUGCGAACAUUAAACAAAAUCUACGUUGCACGUUGCACAUAUGAACGUAUUGGCGGUACAGGGGUGAGCGGUAUAUAAAAAGCAAUUUUUUACAAGAAUUAUCUUUUUUUCGGCGAUUCGAAACCCUGGUCAAAAAAUCUUGCGUAGUGGUGUGUCAAAAUCAGUUAUCGCGAUGUCGAAGCAAUCGAAAGACGAAAGUCGGUUCAGAUUUUGAAUUUAGACUGCUGUAUGAUGCAUUGGUGUACCGCCAAUACGUCCACAGACUGCCCUAGCAGUUAAUUGGUCAUAAGGUGGAUAUGCGACAUCCCGACUAUCAUCAAUUUCCUUAAACAUUACUUUCAUCUUUACAGUGCAUUCUCAUAUGUUUGUUUUAGAAUUCAUAAAAUCCAUGAGUAUUAUUGUGUCCGAUUUACAUGUACUGUACAUAUAUUCUCUAAUUAAAUUCAGUAAUCGUAUUAAAUACGUUCUACAUUGGUUUAAUGAUAUCAAUUAAGCCCUGUCCACACAAACCUUUUACUGUUCAUUAAAAUCUGGGCAAGUCAAAAUGUUUGCUUCAAUAAUGUAUGAUUUCAUAAUUUAGCCUGAGCAAUAACACACAGAAGGCUGUCCGAGGUGAUUAAACAUUUUACAAACGGUACGUAUGUUCAUAAAAAACUUAGUGAUUGUUUUCCUACAUCUAUUUUUAGAUACUCAACGUGGCUUAUAUAUUAGCCAAAUGCGGUUUUGCGAAAGGGCACGUGCUCAAUGUGUGUGUAAUACCCCUCGGUUUUCCUCUCCCAAGCCAAACUCUCAUUUUGGGAAUUGGCCAUAUCAUUUAAAGGCAGGAACACCUCUUGUAAUCAAGUCUUGAGACUCAAUGGCAUUAUUAUUUAGACAAUUUGUGGCUGGGAAAUGUGUUAGGAGAACCUCAUAUAUAAAUGAGACAUUAUUUUGGGAUGCUGCGUUGGCAGUGGCCCACAAGCACAAUUGCAGUAGGGCCGUUGCCCGAAACGUCAUCUAUCUUUCUUUUAAAGCAGUAAUAUUGAUGAAUGUGUUGAGUUAAUGUGGGGUUAAAUCUACAGCCCUUUUGUAAACCCAACUGCUGGAUGAAGGCCCCUCCCUAUGCUGCCGUGGUCACGGGGAUUGUUUCACCACACUUUCUCUUUCAUUAGUGUGGGUUGCAAGACGCGGACAACUAAUACGUGGGAGCAUAGUAACAGUACACAGUGAAAAUAACUCUGCACUGCCCCCCAUUUUUCACAGCGUAGCCCUGAGCAACCUACAACACCACCAUCCACCAUCGUCGUGCAUGGUGAUCAACCCGGCAUAGCUUCCGAGAUCUAAUUGGUGCGGGCACAUUCGUUCUUUGGCCAUACGUACUGUGAACGGAUGCUUUUAAUCGGAGGAAAAGCAAUCACUAACUUGACUGAACGUCAAGAGAGAAUGCAGAUGGAUUGUGAGUGAUGUAGAUAUCAUUGGCAAAGGAUCAUCAUGGGCAUUCUUCAUGGAGCAGACUUGAUCCAGCAGUGGGCUGAUCCGCCCCUACUGGACAUCCAUGGUAAAGAGCUUUGUUGCUCAUCGGAUUCCUCCUCCAGUAUAAAUAUCGGAUGACUGAAAAUGGUUUCGUUUGGCAGGUGUACGGCGCAUAUUUUUGUAAACCAAUUGGCUUAAAAGGUGGAUUUUUGGAAAAAAAUAAUUACAGACAUGAACCUAGAAUAAAAACUCACCACCCUCUCUACAUUAUUACUGCCUUGUAACAAAUUAUACAUAAUAGCCUGAUGAUCAUACUCUUUGGUUCUUUCGGUAAAGUCACGUAGUUAGAUAUUAAAUUAAAAAAAUCCUGCAGUCACGAAAGCUUUAAAUGAAGCCUGAUGAUCCUUAUACCAGAAAGGGCAGAUAGACGAUCGCACUGUGUUUUUAAUUUGUUUUUUAGGCAGUAUUAAUGGUGUAUGCACAGUAUAUACUUUAUUAAAAUCUAGCCAAAACCAAAUAUUUUAA
Molecule: messenger RNA, 4937 nt
Organism: Lethenteron reissneri (Far Eastern brook lamprey)
Lineage: Eukaryota; Metazoa; Chordata; Hyperoartia; Petromyzontiformes; Petromyzontidae
Product: choline/ethanolamine kinase-like
Biological process (GO): phosphatidylethanolamine biosynthetic process; CDP-choline pathway
Cellular component (GO): cytoplasm
Molecular function (GO): choline kinase activity; ethanolamine kinase activity
Source: RefSeq, a predicted model, not a curated record